ACAUGUACGCAGUGGUACGAUCCAAAUGACAGCUAGCUCCAUGCCCGAGCGCGAGCGGACUUCACGGAAAAACCUCCUUUUAACCCGGAACUCCGCUCCUUACUUGAGCUUUUAGCACCCUACUUUCUACCUAUUAACCUCCGACAUGUCCACACCGAAGAAGGGGAACUUGUCUCCAAGCGAGGAUGAGUUGUUUGUGGUUAUCACUGCAGGAAACGUUCAAGAGGCCUCGAGGCUGCUGGGCUGCAAGGAUGUCCGAGUCAACUGCUUGGAUGAGUACGGGAUGACUCCUCUCAUGCACGCCGCUUACAAAGGAAAGGCCGACAUGUGCAAGUUGCUGCUGCAACACGGAGCGGACGUGAACUGCAACGAGCACGAGCACCGAUACACGGCGCUGAUGUUCGCCGGCCUGUCAGGUAAGACCGACAUCACGUGGAUGAUGUUGGACGCGGGGGCAGAAACGGACGUGGUCAACUCCGUGGGAAGGACCGCCGCGCAGAUGGCCGCCUUUGUCGGGCAACACGACUGCGUCACGGUGAUCAACAACUUCUUCUCCCGGGCGCGACUGGAUUACUACACCAAGCCCCAGGGUUUGGAGAAGGAGCCCAAGCUGCCAUCCAAACUGGCUGGGCCCCUCCACAAGGUCAUCAUGAGCACCAACCUGAACCCCGUCAAGAUGGUGAUGCUGGUGAAGGAGAACCCGCUGGUGGCCGAGGUGGAGGCCCUGGAGAAAUGCCGCCGCGUGAUGGAGCUCAUCUGCGAGAAGUGCAUCAAGCAGCAGGACAUGAACGAGGUGCUGGCCAUGAAGAUGCACUACAUCAGCUGCGUGCUGGGGAAGUGCGCGUCCUUCCUCAAGGACCGCGAGGACAAGCUGGACGGCCUCGUCAAGAGCUUGCUGAAGGGUCGGGACCGAGACGGCUUCCCCGUCUACCAGGAGAAGUUUCUCCGAGAGUGCAUCCGCAAGUUCCCUUACUGCGACGCCACGCUGCUGCAGCAGCUGGUGCGGAGCAUCGCCCCCGUGGAGAUCGGCAACGACCCCACGGCCCUGUCGGUGCUGACUCAGGCCAUCACGGGUCAGGUCGGCUUCAUGGACGCGGAGUUCUGCACCUCGUGUGGCGAGAAGGGAGCCGAGAAGAGAUGCUCCCUCUGCAAAAUGGUGAUCUACUGCGACCAGGCCUGUCAGAAGAUGCACUGGUUCACCCACAAGAAGGUCUGCAAGACGCUCCAAGAGCAGAGGGAGGAGCAGGAGGCCGAGUCGGCCGAGAUGAGGCUGCAGCAGAGCAGAGAGGAGAGCGAAGCCGUGAAGGAGGCCACCGGCUCCAUGCGGGAGCUCUCGGUGGAGGCCAACGGCGACGCCCCCCCCUCGGACGCCUCGGACCCCUCGGACGCCUCUUCCAUCCCGGCUGCGGACAACUGAGCGAGUCAGAGUCCAUCCAAUCAAGAGACCGGACGGAGAGAGCGCCGACCGAGACCCGAGAGCCGGACGAAGACGGACCCGGAGACGAGAACCCAUAUUUAUUAUCCGCCGGAAGACCGCGUCGAAGGCCGGGAGAUCCCGACGAGGAAGACUCGUGGCUGCGGCGGGCGGCCAUCUUUUUAAAAAAAUAUAUAUGUAAAAAAAAAAAAAAAAAUCUUACUGACGAUUUUAUCGUAUGUGAUUGUGAAAAUUGAUUUGUGGUAGAGGGCUGUGUGAGGGGGGGGGGGGGGGGGGCACCAUGCAAAGAGCUAACGGUUCACAUCGAUGAUGGAACGAUAUUUUUGCCUUAAGACAUUGUAGCAACUUGAGCAGGAAAGUCGUGACUUUGUAGCCAAUCAGCGGUUUGUUUGCUACGUGCUUGAUUUGUUAUUGGGACUAUUUUUGUGUUUUUUUUGUUGUUUUUUUUGUCCCGAUAACUUCAUAGCAGAUCGUGAGCGGGAUGGCAGCAACAAUAUUGACCAAAAAAAAUUAUAUUUUUUAACAUAAAAACAACGUAAACAUGAUUUAAAAUCACCACGGACAUUCAUGCUCGUAAUGUUUUCCAAAACUGAACCAAAAGGAAAGUGGUUUUUUUUUUUCUUGUUGUUUUUCCCCCUAAAAUGCGACCUCGUUUGUUGAUGGGAGCGUCGUUGUUUACAGCACAACAACAGCAUUGUAGUCAUGUGGCUUUUGGUAGUCUGUCAUUUGUUGUGCAGCCUGAACGGACCGAGAGGUUUCACUGAUGUCAAAACAACUUAAUCACAAAUUAAUAAAGACCAACGUCAUCAAAGUGA
Cyclopterus lumpus (lumpfish) is the source of this 2250-nucleotide messenger RNA. RefSeq names its product ankyrin repeat and MYND domain containing 2a (gene ankmy2a). Bases 146 to 1417 code for a protein of 423 amino acids. The transcript is spliced from 10 exons. The record is from RefSeq and is a predicted model, not a curated record. Gene Ontology annotation, molecular function: protein binding. Lineage: Eukaryota; Metazoa; Chordata; Actinopteri; Perciformes; Cyclopteridae.